AUGGGGAGCUCCCAGCCGCCGCCGCCGCCGCCGCUUCUGUUGCUGGCUCUGCUGCUGCUGCAGGCUUCUGAUAGGACUUCCUCUGUUCUCGCGAGCAAUACAGAUGCUUCAACUGCAGGGACAGAGAGCCUGCCUUCCGUAUCUCUGACUUCUCCCUCCAGCUACAGCCCCUCUACUGUUGGGGAAAACCAGACCAGCUUAGAAAACGCAGAGUCAGGCUCCACAGCCCAUCCCAACAGCCCUAGUUCAGAGUCCACAACCUCCCCCAGCCCCUCAGAUUCAGGGACAGCCUCCACCACCCAGCCCACCUCCUCCCAGCCAGAGCCAGACACCCACCGCAGCCCUGGCUCCCCCAGUUCAGAGCACACCGUCGCCUCCCCGUCCAGCGCCCUGAGCUCUAUCUCCGUGGCCACCCUGCCUUGGAGUUCCACUCACCCCAACCCCAGCACGCUGCCUUCCUCUGUGUCCAUGGCCACCACUGACCGGACAUCCGAGACCUCUGGUUAUGCCCCAGGUGACGCUGGGGCCCCCAAGUUGCACCGGAACCCCGGAGUGGUGGUGGCUGUGUGUCUGCUGGUGUCUGUUUUGCUCAUCGGAUGUGUGAUCGCCGCAGUGAGGCGCUGUCACAGCGGGGUGUCCGAGUUCCAGAAGCUGGAUGAGGGACUUGUGAGCCAAAGGUCGUCUUCUGCCCAUCACACACUGCCAUGA
Rangifer tarandus platyrhynchus (Svalbard reindeer) is the source of this 708-nucleotide messenger RNA. The record is from the annotation of a GenBank genome assembly. NCBI's taxonomy places the organism in Eukaryota, Metazoa, Chordata, Mammalia, Artiodactyla, Cervidae.